Messenger RNA from Fraxinus pennsylvanica, 564 nucleotides. Lineage: Eukaryota; Viridiplantae; Streptophyta; Magnoliopsida; Lamiales; Oleaceae. The record is from the annotation of a GenBank genome assembly.
AUGACCAUCUAUGGGAAGGAAAAACAGAAGGUAUACGAGGCAAUACAUCUUUUGCACUGUAAAAUCAACCUUUCAGUUGAGGUGUGGCGUUCACCUGAAAAUUCUGAGUAUAUAUGCCUGAUAGCUAACUAUAUUGAUAUGGACUGGAGGCUGCAGAAAAAGAUGCUUAACUUUGUCACAUUAGAUCCAUCUUAUAAUGAUGACAUACUUUCAGAGAUUUAUGGCAGUGAAUCUCCAGAUCGCAUCAAAGAAGUUUCUGAUGGUAUUAGGGAACUUUUUAAUGAGUAUGCUGUGGGCUUAGCUUCCCUCGAUCAAGAUUCAUCUCAGUCUGGGGGCAGCUUACCUGGUACUAGCAAUGUUACCAGAGAUAAACUAAAAGGCUUCGACAAGUUCCUAUACGAAACUUCACAAAAUCAUAGCAUGACUCCAGAUUUGGACAAGAGUUCACUCAGUCCUGAUACUAGAGAAGCUUUGAUAUGUGGGCAGGAUUGGUUGAGAACCAAAUUAGAAGUAACCAACCUUCCCGUGAGCAAUGCUGCAGUACCAUUUGCUGAAACAAGAUGA